AUCCGCGGACUUGAAAACACUCCAAUCUUAGUCCUUCCUUCUUGCACUCCAUCCUGGCUCAUCGCUCUCAUGUCCAUUAUCCAAGGCGUUUAUUACUAGUAUUAUCAUCGCCAUUUCUUCAACAUGAAGACCGGUCGUUAAUUCGACCGCAUUAUUCGAUCCAUCCGUGCUAGAUCAGCGCUUUCUCCUGGUCUUCUGCCUGGUUGGCUGGAUGUCGCUCAGCGAGACGUCCAAGUCGGCCCGCAUUCAGCGGGUCCGUUCCCGCCUUAAAACCCGUUUAUCCCAACUGCGCCAAGUUCUGGCUCAACAUGAAACCGAGCUCGAGCGACUCCAAGCCACAUCCGGCCCGUUUAUACCCGUACCCGCACUCGAUGCGGCCCCAGAGGAGCCGCCGGCCGGUAGUGCUAGGUUAAGUAGUCCGGCCUCACCCCGCCCGAGCGGGUCCGCUUCGCCCGUGGUGGUGGUGGCGCCGGCGGCGGGUCGUUCGCGAAGCUCGAGUCGACGGGGCGAGACGGCCGUGAGUGCGGCUGCGAGGGCUGAAGCCGUUAUCACCACACGGGUCCAACUCUUGCAAGCCGAGGGCAAAUGGGCCGGGGCUAAGAAAUGGAAGCCCGUAGUGGAGCCAGCCGUGAUGAAGACGCAUUGGGGCUACGUGUUGGAAGAGAUGACGUGGAUGAGUAGCGUGGUCCAGCAGGAGCUCAAGAUCCGUAAGACCUUGUCGCGGAAAUGCGCCCGCAUGGUCCAAAAACACUUUCAAGACCGUCACCUGGCCGUGGCACGGGCGCAGAAGGCCACUGAGACCAACAAACGCAAGAUCGCUUCGUUCAUGGCCAAGGAGAUCCGCGGGUUCUGGGCCAAUAUCCAGAAAUUGUUCGAAUAUCAACUCAAGACGCAGAUCGAGGAGAAACGCAAAGAGGCUUUGGAUGUGCAUCUGAAUUUUAUAGUGGACAAAACUGAAAAGUUCUCAACUCUAUUAGCCGAGAGCUUGGCCACCACCACCACCAAUUCCACGCCGGGCGGCAGUGAUGGUGAAAGUCUCGAUGGCGGCAGUUCCACGCGCUCGCAUAGCCGCCAAGACCGCGAAUAUCGACCGGCGGAAUCCUCGGACGACGAUGAAGCCACCAUUUCGAAAGACGAUGAUCGACGAGAAGACGACGAACUCGACGAUCUAAACCGCGAAGCGGACAUUCCCGUCGAGGAUCUUUUGAAGAAAUUCCAUCCCGAGCUUUUUGCCGAAAAAGAGGAGGUUGACCCAGACCCGGCAUCAACGAAGAGUGAGACUCAAUCCAGUGACAAAAGUCAGCCCAGGGGUGAAAAGGAUCAAAACGGCCAAGCCCAAGGUAACAAAGACAAAGCCGAUGGAGAGGACGAGGAUGAUGAUGAUGAAGAAGAUGAUGAUGAGGAAAAGACGAAGGAUCUAAAAGUAUUGGUCGAUCCUGAUCCCGAGGCGGACAGUGACAACGAUGAAUUUUUCGGAGCCAUCGAGGCCGCCGCACAGUUCAAGCCUACGGGCAACACGCUUGAUACGACCAAUGUCAAAACCAAGGUGCCCUUCUUGCUCAAACAUACUCUCCGCGAGUACCAACAUAUCGGCUUGGAUUGGUUGGUCUCUCUACAUGAACGCCAAUUCAACGGAAUCUUGGCCGACGAGAUGGGCCUGGGGAAGACCAUUCAAACGAUUGCCUUAUUAGCCCACUUGGCGUGCGAGAAAGGGUCCUGGGGUCCUCAUCUGAUUGUGGUGCCCACCUCCGUCAUGCUCAAUUGGGAAAUGGAGAUCAAGAAAUGGUGCCCCGCUUUCAAGAUCCUCACUUACUACGGAUCUCAGAAAGAGCGCAAAGCCAAACGUGUGGGCUGGACCAAGCCCAAUUCAUUCCAUAUUUGCAUCACCUCCUACAAACUGGUCAUCCAAGACCAUUCCAGUUUCCGACGGAAACAGUGGCAUUAUCUCAUCUUGGACGAGGCCCAACACAUCAAAAAUUUCAAAUCCCAGCGUUGGCAGUUGCUCUUGAACUUUUCCAGUCGAGCUCGCCUGUUACUCACCGGCACACCCCUUCAGAACAACCUCAUGGAGUUGUGGUCACUCAUGCACUUCCUAAUGCCUAACGUGUUCCAGUCCCAUCGCAACUUCAAGGAAUGGUUCUCUAAUCCACUGACAGGCAUGGUGGAAGACACGGCCGAAUACAACGAUAGCUUGGUGAAGCGGCUCCACAAGGUCUUAAGGCCGUUUCUCCUGAGGCGACUCAAGAACGAGGUCGAGAAGCAAAUGCCCAAGAAAUACGAGCAUGUCAUCAAAUGUCCACUCUCCAAAAGACAACGAUUCCUCUACGACGACUUCAUGUCUCGUUCCAAGACCCAAGAAACACUUGAGACUGGCAACUUCUUGAAUGUGAUUAAUAUCCUGAUGCAAUUGAGGAAGGUGUGCAACCAUCCCAAUUUAUUCGAACCUCGCCCUACCGUGUCUCCGUUUGUCUGUGAUCCAAUCAUUACCCAAUACCUGGCGCCCAAACCCAUUCUCAAGGCUCUGGACUAUCAACCCUUGGAUGAGAUUGAUCUCAAGAACCAUUCUCUAUGUCUGACCAACAAUGAAACCACCUUAUCUGCCUUUGACGCCUUCAACUUGCACCGAUUAAAAGUGAACGACAUCCAGACUUGCGUGCGUCUCCUCGCCCUUGAAUCCAAUCAAAUCCAUGUCCCACCCUGUCCCAGAGAUGAAUUCCGAAUGAGAGUCAGACCCGUGCCUUUGAACACGAGAAAUCAACGUGAGCUGAUUCAGUUCUCAAACGUGAUCAACAACAACCUCUUUGUCAAAGGAAAGAAGGAACUGAGCAUCAAAAUUUACAAAGGAACCUACCUUCUAGUAAAAUCGUCUCAAAGCCCACUUUGGGCGUCGGAUCCCCAAUUGGGAUACAACUUCAAAGAUGCCAAAUCCGUCCAGGGUCCAGAAAAUGGCACGAUGGUCCAGUCCCCUUUAAAAAGGCCCCACGAGAGCUCGGAACUUUCUCCCGUUCCACCUAAAGUAGCUAAACUCGAGGACGGUGAAGAGAAGAAGGUCGAGCAAGGUCCGCCCAAAACUGCCAUGGGAAUAUUUUCGUCCAAGCUGUUUCAAGGAGGCUUAAAAUCUCGACAAAAAAUGGUUCAAAGAGAGUACUUAGAGGUGGUGACCCAGGAUUUAAAACAAAAGUUCCUUUUGAACGAGUCCCGAUGUCGAACCACUCCCUUUUACGGGCUCGAUCUCGUUCAAGCCGUGUCAAAUGUAGUCAGGUCCCUCGCUCAUUUGAACUAUGACCUCCCUCAAACCUUCGAUCGAGUCAUCUUGGAGCGUUUCCACAUUUUCGUGCCACCUGUACUCUUGGCCAACACCGCCAUCCCCACAACCGUCAAAACCGCCCCCCUGAUUCAAGAGAUCCUUGCGAAUGAACCAAAUCAACAUGGCAUUAACUUCAAUCUCCUCCUCCCCGAACUGAGACUCAUCCAGUACGAUUGUGGCAAGCUUCAAGUCAUGGGUGGCCUGUUGCGAAAGCUCAAGGCUGAAAACCAUCGAGUGUUGGUCUUCACGCAAAUGACCAAGAUGUUGGAUGUCUUGGAGAGCUUCUUGAACUACCACGGAUUCAUUUAUCUCCGGUUGGACGGAGCCACGAAAGUGGAACAGAGACAAGCUCUUAUGGAACGAUUCAAUGGGGAUCCGAAAUAUUUCUGUUUCAUCCUCUCCACUCGAUCUGGAGGUGUUGGCAUCAAUCUAACUGGAGCAGAUACUGUUAUCUUUUAUGACUCGGAUUGGAAUCCCACCAUGGAUGCUCAAGCCCAGGAUCGCUGUCACCGAAUCGGUCAGACGAGAGAUGUGCACAUUUAUAGAAUGAUCAGUGAGCACACAAUCGAAGAGAACAUUCUGAAGAAAGCCAAUCAGAAAAGACUCUUGGGAGAUUUGGCGAUUGAAGGAGGUAAUUUUACUACAGCUUCUCUAAAGUCCCAAACCAUCAGAGACAUCUUCAACGUGAACAAAAACGAUGAAACCGACGAGAGAGACAACGAUGACGAGGAAAAGCAAAAGAACUCGUCCGUGGGAGCCUUCGAGAGUGCUAUAGCUGCUGUUGAAGAUGAACUUGAUUCGCAGGCCCUCAUUAGCGCCCGUAAAGAAGCAAAUGAGGAUGCCGAUGAUUUCGACGAGAACGACAAAUCCCCUCAAGACAACAUUCAAAGCGGAUUCCUCAGUCAAUUGACUCCAAUCGAAAAAUAUGCAUACGGACUGAUGGAGCAUAUUGAAGGCGACUGGAAAGCUCAACAGAUCAAUGCUGCCGAAUCGGAAUUAGCCCAUCAAAAGAAGCUGUUAAAUGAUCAGAAAAUUGAAGGUCUAGACAAAAACGACGAUGAGGAGGAAGAAGCGGACGAGAACGGCGAAGAAGAAGAAGGCCAAGAUAAUCAAGCCCAGGAUCAAGGCGAGUCCGAAAAUGACGCAGACGAUGAUAACGGCGACGAAGAACAACAAGACGACGAGGAUAUGGACGAAGGAAGUGAUGACGAGGAAGGAGAUGAUGAGGAAGACGAAGAAGAGGAGGAGGAAGAAGAGGAGGAGGAAGAAGAAGAAUCUAGUGAGGACGACAGUGAUCCUGAAGUGAUCCGAAGUCCCAAAACCCGUUCUAGGGGAAAUGUUAGAAUCAACUUGUGGUCACUCUAGUUGAGAGAAUGUUCAUCAAAAGUUGAUGUAGAAAUAGAAUCAAUAGAAGAAUAAAUAGUUGACCCGAACAAA
Tigriopus californicus is the source of this 4744-nucleotide messenger RNA. RefSeq names its product helicase SRCAP-like (gene dom). Bases 212 to 4672 code for a protein of 1486 amino acids. NCBI's taxonomy places the organism in Eukaryota, Metazoa, Arthropoda, Copepoda, Harpacticoida, Harpacticidae. Gene Ontology annotation, molecular function: ATP hydrolysis activity; ATP-dependent chromatin remodeler activity; ATP binding. The record is from RefSeq and is a predicted model, not a curated record. The transcript is spliced from 4 exons. Gene Ontology annotation, cellular component: Swr1 complex.